Molecule: messenger RNA, 824 nt
Organism: Rhinopithecus roxellana (golden snub-nosed monkey)
Lineage: Eukaryota; Metazoa; Chordata; Mammalia; Primates; Cercopithecidae
Gene: TMEM141
Product: transmembrane protein 141
Exons: 5
Coding region: 62-388 (108 amino acids)
Source: RefSeq, a predicted model, not a curated record
GGUCCUCGCCCCGGUCCUCAGCCUGCGCCUGCGCAGGCCCGCUCUCCGAGCCCUGCCAACCAUGGUGAACUUGGGCCUAUCCCGGGUGGACGACGCCGUGGCUGCCAAGCACCCGGGACUCGGGGAGUAUGCCGCAUGCCAGUCACACGCCUUCAUGAAGGGCGUUUUCACCUUCGUCACAGGCACCGGCAUGGCCUUUGGCUUGCAGAUGUUCAUUCAGAGGAAGUUUCCAUACCCUUUCCAGUGGAGCCUACUAGUGGCCGUGGUUGCAGGCUCUGUGGCCAGCUAUGGGGUGACAAGAGUGGAGUCGAAGAAAUGCAGCAACCUCUGGCUCUUCCUGGAGACCGGGCAGCUCCCCAAAGACAUGAGCACAGAUCGGCGAAGCUAGGACAGCUCCGGCCGGGGCACAGAGGAUUGGGGGCAGUAGGAGUCUGGAACACAGCCUUCAUGCCCCCCGACCCCAGGCUGACCCUCCCCACACCCUAGGGUACCCCAGUCAUAUCCUCUGUCCACAUGCGUGGCCAGGCCUGAUAAACCUCUGCAGACGGCGGCUGCCCCAGCCUGGGACCUGCCCAGAAAGUUGGAGCAGAAGAGGCUCUCCUCUAGGUGGUGGUUCUCGUCUAGGGUAUCGGGACGAUGGUCUGCACUGCCAGCAGAGAGGGUGUGUCUGGGGGCCACCACCUAGGGGGCAUGGGGUAGAAGGGGCUUGUGCACUCUGUCAUUCCCUUUCUAGCCCCUGCACCUGUGACAAGUCCAAGGUGCUAGGACUUGUGCUAGCUGGUGCUAGGGGUGUGGGGUUAAUAAAUGGCUUAUCCUUCUCUCCA